GAACUCAAUGACGCGUUUUCAAUUCUUCGAAAAAUUAUUCCGUCAAUGCCUUCUGACAAAAUGAGCAAAAUUCAUACAUUACGGAUUGCGUCUGAUUAUAUAAGAUUUCUAGAUCAGAUGAAACGAGACGAUUGUAAAUUAUUCGGAGUAGAUAUAUUUGAUGAAAAAGGUGGCUACGGCCUUCAAACCUCAUUCAACAUCUGGAGAGGAAGUCAUGGUCUCACGCAAAGCAGCGCUAUCAAUGAAGAAGGAUGUUACUCAGAUACACCCGGUUUAAUGCCACCAAUGGGUAUGCCAACGUCAAUGCCAUGUCCUAUUCCACAUGUGAACUAUUAUAUGGGUGGUUAUGUAAUGAAAGCAGCCGCUACUACAAGUAAGCGCGAGCAUUAG
Messenger RNA from Strongylus vulgaris, 390 nucleotides. The record is from the annotation of a GenBank genome assembly. NCBI's taxonomy places the organism in Eukaryota, Metazoa, Nematoda, Chromadorea, Rhabditida, Strongylidae.